Messenger RNA from Nymphaea colorata (pocket water lily), 1884 nucleotides. RefSeq names its product glycosyltransferase BC10-like. The record is from RefSeq and is a predicted model, not a curated record. Gene Ontology annotation, cellular component: membrane. NCBI's taxonomy places the organism in Eukaryota, Viridiplantae, Streptophyta, Magnoliopsida, Nymphaeales, Nymphaeaceae. The transcript has 10 exons. Gene Ontology annotation, molecular function: glycosyltransferase activity. The coding region runs from base 348 to 1571 and encodes 407 amino acids.
UGUUUUUCACCUUUCCCCGUUGGAGGGAGCGCCCGCCUCGAAACGCUCUGUUGGAGAGAGAGGGCGCGAGCGAUGCAGAAAUAAUAAAAAGGGAAGGGAAAAUUUUGAAAGGGAAGGAAUUUUUCCUCCCUCAGAUCUUAGGCCUAUUUUCCAGGAACGAGAGAAGGCUGUCUUUUUUCAUCAUUCCGGAUCUCUCUCUCUCUGUUUCUCUCUCGCGCGUUCGCUCUGCGUUGCCUGUUCGUCUUCCUCUGUGCCCGCUCUUCUUCGCGGCUGGAGGUUCUGUGUAAAGCCUUGAUGAUGCAUCUUUAAAUGUAGACUUGAAGGACUUGGCGGAAAGGGAUUGAAAUAUGCAAGCACCACGGAAUAGAUCAUCUAAACAGCCUCUAUGGAUUAUUGUCUUAGUUACUAUGGUGUGUGUCUCCCUGAUAGGUGCUUAUAUUUAUCCUCCUCGCCGCUACGCAGCUUGUUACUUCUUCGCCUCAACCGUGUGCCAUCCUUUUGGGCAAAAUGUUCAGCCCGUUCGUAAGAGAGUUUAUACUGAUGAGGAGAUUGCAUCUCGUACUGUCAUUAAUGAUAUACUUAAGAUGCCUCAAGUUCAAUCCAAGAAUCCCAAAGUUGCCUUCAUGUUUUUGACGCCGGGUUCACUACCUUUUGAAAAACUUUGGGAGAAAUUCUUUCUUGGCCAUGAAGACAGGUACUCAAUCUAUGUGCAUGCAUCUAAGAGAAAACCCGAGCAUCAGAGUUCCUUGUUUAUGGAACGAGAAAUUCGAAGUGACAAGGUUGACUGGGGCCAAAUUUCAAUGGUUGAUGCAGAAAGGAGGCUUCUAGCAAGUGCCCUUCAAGAUCCUGACAACCAACAUUUUGUUUUGCUUUCUGAUAGCUGUGUGCCACUGCAUAACUUUGACUACAUAUAUAGGUACCUUAUUCACACAAACAUCAGUUUUAUUGACUGCUUUGAUGAUCCUGGUCCACAUGGAACAGGAAGGUAUUCAACUCAUAUGGGACCAGAAAUUGAAAAGGAGGAUUGGAGGAAGGGUGCACAGUGGUUUACAAUGAAGAGACAGCAUGCACUGAUAGUCAUAGCUGACAACCUGUACUAUUCAAAAUUCAAGCAAUUUUGCAUGCCUGGUGUUGAUGGCCAUAAUUGCUAUGCCGAUGAGCAUUAUUUGCCAACAUUUUUCCAUUUGGUGGACCCUGGUGGAAUAUCAAAUUGGUCUGUGACACAUGUUGACUGGUCUGAAGGUAAAUGGCAUCCCAAAAUGUACAGGGCACAGGAUGUUAAUUAUGAGCUGCUGAAGAAUAUCACGGUAUUAUUUGUCUUUAUGCAUAACUUUUCCCGUAAUGUUAUUUGCUCUCAUCUUGUUGAUGUUGACAUUUUAAUGUUGUUCUUUCUUCCACAGUCCAUUGAUGAGAGUACACAUGUUUCAAGUGAUGAGAAGAAAGUCAGAACUAAACAGCCAUGCUUAUGGAAUGGUGUGGGGCGGCCAUGUUAUUUAUUCGCAAGGAAGUUCUUUCCAGAGACAUUGGGCAAUUUACUUGAGAUUUUCUCUAAUUAUACUGAAGCUAGUUAAAUUUGGUCACUCCCAAUAUUCUUUAAACCAUUCUUGGGCUUCUGAUGCAGCUUCUAUGUUCUGCAUUUGUAAAUUGGAUUUGCCCUGAUCAUAGAAGCGACCUCGAUGCCAACCGGAAGCCCCACUGGAGUCCAGCUGCAACAUACUCACGCCACAUAUGCAGGCUACCUGAGAGGCUAAUUUUUUAGCUGUUUUGUUUUCUCCCCCAUAACAUGUUAAAAUAAGAAAUUUUGGGCAUUCAUUGGUAUGUUAUUGGAAUACUUGAUUCUUGCUAAACCAGGAUUAAUUGAAAUUGUAAAUCUCUAUUUUGUUC